Botrytis sinoallii is the source of this 246-nucleotide messenger RNA. RefSeq lists its product as uncharacterized. Lineage: Eukaryota; Fungi; Ascomycota; Leotiomycetes; Helotiales; Sclerotiniaceae. The transcript has a single exon. The coding region runs from base 1 to 246 and encodes 81 amino acids. The record is from RefSeq and is a predicted model, not a curated record.
AUGGCAAAACGGCCGGCAUCUCACAACGCCCUAAGCACCGAUGACCAAUUAUAUCUCGAAAAGCACUUCAGACGUCAAAUAGUAAGUCAGCUGGGCAGAGCUACUGGUGUUCAGGUCACAGCAGCGGCCGACCUCAUGGCUGAUAUCAUUCUGAGGCGUCCUGAAGGACAAACAACGGAGUGGCAUGGAGUGAUGAGGGUCUUCACGGAGAGAUUGGCCCAAAGAUUGGAUGAGGGCAGUGGCUAG